AUGGUAAAAGAACUUAAGAGGAGGCAUAGGUUGAAUAUGUUAGGUUUGGUAGAGACUAAAAGACAGUUAGUGACAAAGUACGAUGUUAUGAAAAUCUGGGGGAAUGGUUGUGCAGGGUGGGAGUAUGUGGGGUCUGACGGUGCAUCUGGCGGGUUGUUGUUAAUGUGGGAUGAUGGGUUCUUUAAAAUGAGAAAUUGCUAUAAAGGUGAGCGAUGGUUAUGUGUUGAAGGGAUCCUGUUGGAGAACUCUAUUAACUGUGCUGUCUUCUUGAUUUAUGGUGCUCAUAAUAGAGAUGAGAAACUUGUUGUGUGGGAGGAGUUGAGUUACAUGGCUGGUUUGUGCCCAGGAACCUGUUGUUUCUUAGGAGACUUUAACGAGAUUACACAAGUGGAAGAAAGACGAGGCUCAGAUAGUUUACCUUUGUCGGCGCAAGACUGUAAAAAUUGGAAAAAUGACAUGGGCUUGGUGGACCUGCCGAUUACUGACCGAAAGUUUACAUGGUUCAGAGGACAGUCCUGUAGCCGUAUUGAUAGAGCUUUGGUUAGCUUAGAAUGGCUGGAGGCAUUCUCAGAGACUCGCUUGAGGGGUGGUCCACGGGGUCUGUCAGAUCACUGCCCUAUUAUAGUGGAAGAAAAGAGGCUAAGAGACGGACCGAGACCGUUCCGAAGUCUAGAUUCGUGGUUUACACAUCAAGGAUUCUUAAGAAUGGUCAAGGAGGAAUGGAGAGGGUUGGGAGAGCUACAGUUCACCGAUAAACUGAAGGCGUUGACGGUUCCUCUGCGAAGAUGGCAUAGAGACAACUUUGGUGAUAUGGACAACAAAAUUAUGAGGUUGGAGGAAGAGAUUCGGAAGAUUGAUGACAUGGUUAGUAAUGGGAACUAUGAUGGGACAGUGGAAGCAAGACGGAAGGCGCUAGUUACCUGCUGCGAAAAAUGGUAUGUGAGGAAAGAGCUACAUUGGAAGCAGAUGUCGAGGUCGAGGCAUGUGAGGGACAUGGAUAAAAAUACGAGAUAUUUCCACAACUUGGCUUCUGCGAGAAGGAGAAAUAAUAGGAUUGACUCUCUGCUUAUUAAUGGAAGAUUGGUAAGGAAUCAAGCGAGGAUAAAGAUUGCCAUUAGGGAGUUUUAUAAGGGCUUAUAUCAUCAAGAGAGAUCCCCUAUGGUGGGUUUUAGAGAUGGGCUGGUGAAAAGGAUUAGUGAGGAGGAUGCUCUUGCUUUAGAGAGGCCACCGUCACCUGAGGAGGUUAAAGAGGCAGUGUAG
Molecule: messenger RNA, 1260 nt
Organism: Arachis ipaensis
Lineage: Eukaryota; Viridiplantae; Streptophyta; Magnoliopsida; Fabales; Fabaceae
Molecular function (GO): catalytic activity
Source: RefSeq, a predicted model, not a curated record